Penicillium waksmanii is the source of this 630-nucleotide messenger RNA. RefSeq lists its product as uncharacterized. Bases 1 to 630 code for a protein of 209 amino acids. Lineage: Eukaryota; Fungi; Ascomycota; Eurotiomycetes; Eurotiales; Aspergillaceae. The transcript is spliced from 2 exons. The record is from RefSeq and is a predicted model, not a curated record.
AUGGAGUGUCCCGUGCACAACUCUGAAUCUACAAUGGCCAGUGAUUCGACCCCUGGAUACCUAAGAAGCACUAUUUCUAGCCGGAACAAAGCCAUAGGAAAUGGCUUACAGGACCUGGGGAUACGUCAACGAUGCAACUGCAAUAUCAGAGCCGCUGCAGCGGGUAGGAAUGGAGGGAUUUCAUCGUCGCAAGUCCCUCACCAGGGAGUAACCCCUCAGCGACAACGCGUUCAGCGACAAGAACCUCGGGAAACACACCUCGAGGAAACUGGACCGUUUUCCCCUAAGACAAAAUCAGAUACAUUUUCGCCACCUCCACCACCUGAACUAUCUGAAGCUGGAUCCUAUUCAUCCUCAUCUAAUGGUUCUGAGUUGGCCACGGAAGAUGGCUCAAGUAGUGGCGAUUCUAGUAUCGGAACUAAUGAAAAGACCGCCUCUUCCACGCUUUCUGAAGCUAAAUCGACAAAGCGCUGGUCAAGGGAGCAAUCGUCAUGUGAUUUGAAAAGUAGACAGCCUGUUCAUCACCAGAGCACAUGGGGAUUGAAGAGCGGAGAGAUUCCGGUUCCCGACGGUUUCGGUGCAUGGGCACGGGAUCAACCGAAGUACGUGUUCACGGUAGUUGAAGCCUAG